CUGCCAAAUAUUAAGAAUAUCAAGUGUGGAGGUUGUUGAUGAUAGGUAAGCAAAGCAAUUCAACUCGCAGUGGUCUUCGGUUCAGAACAGUUUAUUGAGUACUUGUACAUGAAUGUGUAGAUACGCGACAGGUGUAUACCGGGCUUCCGCGUUCCUGCGGCGCGCGUGGACCGACGGCUGUUACAAGCUUUAAGGUUAG
Molecule: messenger RNA, 199 nt
Organism: Acanthoscelides obtectus
Lineage: Eukaryota; Metazoa; Arthropoda; Insecta; Coleoptera; Chrysomelidae
Source: the annotation of a GenBank genome assembly